Messenger RNA from Cinclus cinclus, 2943 nucleotides. RefSeq names its product solute carrier family 8 member A1 (gene SLC8A1). Gene Ontology annotation, cellular component: sarcolemma; axon; postsynapse. Lineage: Eukaryota; Metazoa; Chordata; Aves; Passeriformes; Cinclidae. Gene Ontology annotation, biological process: calcium ion import across plasma membrane; cell communication; sodium ion transmembrane transport. The transcript has 10 exons. The record is from RefSeq and is a predicted model, not a curated record. The coding region runs from base 1 to 2943 and encodes 980 amino acids. Gene Ontology annotation, molecular function: calcium:sodium antiporter activity.
AUGUUUGGGAGCUGUCUGGUGGAAGCGGCCAUGUCGCGAGUAACUCAAACACGCACCUUCCCAGCGAGCUUCCCGCUCCUGAGCCUUGUCCUGGUGCUGCUCGUCCAUGCAGAGGGCACCCAUGCAGAGAGCCCCAGUGAACUGCCCGCCAACGACACCGAGGAGUGCGCUGGCUCCUAUAUCUGCAAAAAGGGUGUGAUUUUACCAAUAUGGGAACCCCAGGACCCCUCGUUUGGGGACAAAAUCGCUCGGGCAACGGUGUAUUUUGUAGCAAUGGUGUACAUGUUCCUGGGUGUGUCCAUCAUAGCCGACCGCUUCAUGUCCUCCAUCGAAGUCAUCACGUCCCAAGAGCGGGAAAUAACCAUCAAGAAGCCCAACGGCGAGACCAGCAAAACCACCGUGAGGAUCUGGAACGAGACUGUUUCCAACCUCACGCUGAUGGCCUUGGGUUCCUCUGCUCCGGAGAUCCUCCUGUCUGUUAUCGAGGUGUGCGGCCAUGGCUUCACAGCGGGGGACUUAGGGCCGAGCACGAUCGUGGGGAGUGCUGCCUUCAACAUGUUUGUCAUCAUUGCAAUCUGUGUGUACGUGGUGCCAGACGGAGAGAUAAGGAAGAUCAAGCACUUGCGAGUGUUUUUUGUUACAGCGGCCUGGAGCAUCUUUGCCUACACUUGGCUUUACAUUAUUUUAUCUGUAUCUUCUCCUGGGAUUGUGGAGGUUUGGGAAGGCUUGCUCACCUUCUUCUUCUUCCCCAUCUGUGUAGUGUUUGCCUGGAUAGCUGACAGGAGGCUUUUAUUUUACAAGUACGUCUACAAGAAAUACCGAGCUGGCAAGCAGAGAGGUAUGAUCAUCGAGCAUGAGGGUGACCGGCCCUCCUCCAAGGCUGACAUCGAGAUGGAUGGAAAGGUUGCUAAUUCUCACGUGGAGAACUUUUUGGAUGGGACACUGGUGUUGGAGGUGGAUGAGAAAGACCAGGAUGACGAGGAAGCCAGGAGGGAAAUGGCUCGGAUCCUGAAGGAGCUGAAACAAAAGCACCCGGACAAGGAAAUCGAGCAGCUCAUAGAGCUGGCCAACUACCAAGUCCUGAGCCAGCAGCAGAAGAGCAGGGCUUUCUACCGCAUCCAGGCCACUCGGCUCAUGACCGGCGCUGGCAACAUCCUGAAGAGACACGCUGCAGACCAGGCCCGCAAAGCCGUCAGCAUGCACGAGGUCAACAGCGAGGUGACCGAAAAUGACCCCGUGAGCAAGCUCUACUUCGAGCAGGGCACCUACCAGUGCUUGGAGAACUGCGGCACCGUGGCCCUGACCAUCGUCCGCCGGGGAGGAGACCUGACCAACACGGUGUACGUCGACUUCCGGACAGAGGACGGGACGGCCAACGCCGGCUCUGACUACGAGUUCACUGAAGGGACAGUGGUCUUCAAGCCUGGAGAGACCCAGAAGGAAAUCCGUGUCGGCAUAAUUGACGACGACAUAUUUGAGGAGGAUGAGAACUUCCUGGUCCAUCUCAGCAACGUCCGUGUGAGCACCGAGGCCUCAGACGAGGGCGUUCUUGAGGCCGGUCGUGUCUCAACACUUGCCUGCUUGGGAUCACCAUCUACCGCCACGGUCACCAUUUUUGACGAUGACCACGCCGGCAUCUUCACCUUCGAGGAGCCAGUAACGCACAUCAGUGAAAGUGUAGGAACCAUGGAAGUGAAAGUGUUGCGAACCUCUGGAGCACGAGGAAAUGUUAUUGUGCCCUACAAAACCAUCGAAGGCACGGCCAAAGGUGGAGGAGAGGACUUUGAAGACACCUGCGGGGAGCUGGAGUUCCAGAAUGAUGAGAUAGUCAAAACGAUAUCAAUCAAGGUGAUAGAUGAUGAGGAGUAUGAGAAAAACAAGACCUUCUACCUAGAGAUCGGGGAGCCCCGGCUGGUGGAGAUGAGUGAGAAGAAAGCCCUGUUGUUGAAUGAGCUUGGUGGCUUCACCAUCACAGGGAAACUCUGGAAUGGCAAACCUGUCUUCAGGAAGGUCCAGGCUAGAGAUCAUCCUCUUCCUUGCACCGUGAUCUCCAUCCAAGAGGAGAAUGAAGAAAAGCAGCCACUGACCAGCAAGGAGGAGGAAGAACGUCGGAUUGCAGAGAUGGGGCGCCCAGUCCUGGGGGAGCACACCAAACUCGAGAUCAUCAUUGAGGAAUCCUAUGAGUUUAAGAACACGGUGGACAAGCUCAUUAAGAAGACGAACCUGGCCCUGGUGGUUGGCACAAACAGCUGGAGGGAGCAGUUUAUUGAGGCCAUUACUGUCAGCGCGGGGGAAGACGACGAUGACGAUGAAUGCGGGGAGGAGAAGCUGCCCUCCUGCUUUGACUACGUGAUGCACUUUCUGACCGUCUUCUGGAAGGUCCUUUUUGCCUUCGUGCCCCCAACAGACUACUGGAAUGGCUGGGCUUGCUUCGUUGUCUCCAUCCUCAUGAUUGGCCUCCUGACAGCUUUCAUUGGCGACCUGGCAUCCCACUUUGGCUGCACCAUUGGAUUGAAGGACUCCGUCACUGCCGUCGUGUUUGUCGCCCUGGGGACAUCGGUGCCAGACACAUUUGCCAGCAAAGUAGCAGCCACACAGGACCAGUACGCGGACGCCUCCAUCGGGAACGUCACCGGGAGCAACGCUGUGAACGUUUUCCUGGGCAUUGGGGUGGCCUGGUCCAUCGCAGCCAUCUACCACGCGGCGCACGGACAAGCCUUCCAAGUCUCCCCUGGCACACUGGCCUUCUCCGUCACCCUCUUCACCAUUUUUGCUUUUAUCAGUGUGGGAGUGCUGCUCUACCGGCGGAGACCCGAGAUCGGAGGUGAGCUGGGCGGGCCGCGGACUUCCAAGCUGCUCACAUCCUCACUGUUUAUCCUCCUCUGGCUCUUGUACAUAUUCUUCUCAUCUCUGGAAGCCUACUGCCACAUAAAGGGCUUCUAA